UCAGGUGGUGUUGUUCUAUCGUCAGGCCCCAGGAAUCGCAGCUUUCUUUUUUGUCUAAAAUAAUUUCGCAAAAAACCCUAAAUUAAAUUUCGGACGAUAAGCCCCAGAUGGUUUCUCGGACAUGGAGCGAAAAACCCUAGCGAUUACAGCUCCGCCUCUGCUCUCCGCUAUGUUCUUCCACCUUCGUGGAGCAUUCAGUUCAUCCAAGGUGCUUGGAUUUCUUCUGCUUCUGUCAUGUCUACUGCUUCCCUUGACCGCAUCUGAACCCUGCUCAGUGAAUGCGUUGCAUAACCCAGCUGAGUGUGAUUCAUGCGGGUCCCCUGGCUACAAUCCUGUUUCAGGUUUUCAAGAUUUUAGUGUUGGAGAUGCUAGCUCAAGUUAUGCUGCAGAGACCCGACAAAGUGUCCAGAGUGUUUGUACCAGUUCACAUUCAUUCUGUUUCCUUUCAUCUUUGGGAUCCGGGAAUCAGUCUGAUCCAUUUUACUCUCUCGGGCAAUCUAAUCCUAGUAAAUCAUGGAGCGACAGGAACUGGACAUCAGAUUAUGACGUGUUUGAAUUAAUGGAUGGGAGGAAAGUUGCGUGCUCACUAAGUUCUCGAGAUGAAACCCCUUUGUCAGCAUCAGCCCAAUCUGGUAGCGCUAAUAAGAAUUCUCUCUCUGCAAGCGAAGGAUCUUUGCUGAAAAAUAAAAAAGAUGGUGAUGCCAAGUUGAAUGAUAAUCCUGGGAUGACAAAAUCAGAUUCAUCCGGUGAUCCUUCUUUCAGUGUUGAAAUAAACCCUCCAGUGUUGGAUUGGGGAGAGAAGUUUGUGUUUUUCCCUUCGGUAGCAUUUCUAACAGUGGAAAACAAAUGCAACAACAGCAUCUUACAUGUUUAUGAACCGUUUAGUUCUGACAAACAGUUCUAUCCUUGCAACAAUACUGGAUUUUUGUUAUCACCCGGUGAAGUGGCUUCAGUCUGUUUCAUGUUUUUGCCUAGAUGGCUGGGGCUCUCAUCAGCACAUUUGGUGUUGCAGACAAAUAGGGGCGGUUUUCUUGUUCAGGCCAAAGGGUUUGCUGUCAAGUCACUCUAUGGUGCUCAGCCUUUAGUAAGCAUUGCCAUUCCAGCUAAUCCAUGGUCAAUGAAGACCUUUUCUGUGUUUAAUCCCCUAAAUGAACCUCUUUUUGUGGAGGGAGUUAUAGCAUGGAUAUCCAUUUCCUCUGAAAAUUCUUCCCUCCACACAGAAGUAAACUGUCUUGUAGAAAACCAUGAUUCUCCUGAGAUACUUCCGUUGGGCAUUAAGGAUCAGUUGAUUGUGAAGAGCAAUGGUCUGGGUGCUUUUCAAAUGGUUGCUGUCAAGCCUUAUGGCAGUUGGGAGAUUGGUCCGGGAAAGAGGGAGGAUAUCCUGGAAAUGGAGUUGUUACCAAAUUUCGAAGGAAGAAUUUCUGGAACUGUAUCUUUGCAGUUACUGAGAUCCUCAAAAGAACAGAUCGAUACAAUUAUAUUUCCUCUUGAAGUAGACUUGGGCAAGAAAAUAGCUUGGAAUGAUCCUAGAGCUCUAGUUUCAGUCUUUCUAGAGCCCCUGGUUUCAUAUGAUGAUGCUGAAAUGACUAUGGCGAUUUCUCUUAAAAACGAUGCUCCAUAUAUGUUAGCUGUCGUCAAUGUCAGUAAAGUUGCUGACACGAGCCUUUUCCACAUCAAACACAACAAAGGCUUGCUGCUUUUUCCGGGUUCUGUAACGCAAGUGGCUUUAAUCUCAUGUGCCCAAUUGCCUUCAGCUGUCAUAGAAGCAUCUGACAUUAACAACAGUUGUGUCGUACUCGUACUGACAAAUGACUCUAGUAAUCCUGAGGUUGAAAUUCUUUGUCGGGAUGUCUUUCACAUCUGCUCAAGAAACAAAAAGGAUUCAAGCAACAAAAAGUCGGGACCUUCAGGAAGUGGCAUGUCUUCUUCUUCUCAGGUUAAGGCACUUGAAAGGGCCCAUUCGGAUGAUGAGCUGAUUCUGGGAAACUGGAAAUCUCAAGGCAUCAGGAGUAACUUGUCUGUCCUCAAAGAACAUGAAGUUACUUUCCCUGUGGUUCAGGUGGGCACCCAUGGAUCCAGGUACAUUACAGUGAAAAACCCUAGCCAUGAACCAGUUGUUAUGCAGUUUGUCCUGAACUCUGGAGAAAUCAUCGACGAGUGCAAAGGACAAGACAGUAUUCAUUUUUCUCAGUUCAAUGGGUCAGUGGCAAGAAAAGGUUCAGAGCUCGGGAAGAACGCGUUCUCAGUAGCAGAAAACGCAGUGACUGAGGCCUAUGUUUAUCCUAGCAGCGAAUUGACUUUUGGUCCUAUACACUUCCACCCUUCAAACCGGUGCAGGUGGAGAAGUUCUGCUUUGAUAAGGAACAAUCUUUCUGGUGUUGAGUGGAUAUCUCUAAAGGGUCUAGGAGGGUCCCUUUCCUUGAUCCUUUUAGAAAAAUCUGAACCUGUCCACACCAUAGAAUUUCAGCCGGAUGUGCCAAGCUCUCUCGGUAUGUCUCCCAUGUGUUACAAGCCAUUGUCUAAAGUGCUGUAUGCCAAAAACACUGGGGAUUUCCCUCUUGAGAUCCAAAGCAUUUCGGUUUCAGGGACAAAGUGUGGAGGAGAUGGUUUUGUUGUACAUCAGUGCAAAAGCUUUUCACUUGAACCAGGGGAAUCAAGUAGUUUUCACUUGUCCUACCACAUGGAUCUUUCAGCUUCUACAGUGAAUAGAGAUCUCGAGUUUGUGUCUGAAUCUGGAGUUAUUCUUGCAGUGCCUCUGAAGGCAAGUAUUCCGGUCUUGAUGCUUAAUCUUUGCAAGAAAUCGGUCUUCUCGGUGCGACUGAAGAAAUUUUCAAUGGCUGUUCUUCUUGCUGCUGCUUCACUCUUUUUGUUACUCUACUUUGUGUUUCCACAAAUGACGGCCAUUAUCUCCCAUGACCACCGCUUCUACGAGAGCAGUAAGAGAAGCUGCAACAGAGUAGCAAUCAGAAGGGCGGCCGAGAAAUCAUCGUCCCAUUAUCAGGAGAAACACAACGGCUUCACAAUCUCCCCCGAAAUGGAUUCUCUGCUAAGGUCAAUGAGGGAAGAUACGCUCGGAAGGAUGAAUAAUGGCAAAGAUGAGGUCUCAGCAGAGGCAGAACAAUCCAGGAAGCUAACACCGGCUUCUGGUUCUGCACCAGAACCCGUGAAUCUAACGGUGAAAACUGUGAGAGACAAGAAGAAACGUAGGAAGAAGAAAAAGGGCGUCGUAACGAUGAGGCUGAUGGAAGUUUCCAGCAGUCACAGUGGGAAUUCGACCCCGACCUCUCCCAUAUCACCUGCCAUAUCUGCAACUCCUGAAACAGACGACCAUCCUUUCAGAAGGGUUGAGCCGCCUGGUUCAGGACCACCUCGAGCCGCAAAGCCGUCGGUCCUGUCUCACUCGGCAACGUUCCCGUGCACGGCUACGAGGUCCGUGACGAUAGGACGGAGCAGUUCGCCGCUGGCUCCGAGUGCGAGGGCUCCAGGGGCGAAACUUGGCGGGAAAGAAAGUGUGAAGAGGAAGGAGGAGAUGUGGUACGACAUGUGGGGAGAUCAUCUGAAGGGACUGAAUCUGAUGGAUAAGUUCAAGGAGGUGAGAGCUGGGAAGAGCUCUGGUCUUGCAGAGGAUGCUGAUGACGACUCCGACAGUUUCUUCGUAAAGGGGCCUCAGAGCUUCUUGACAAACUCUCAUCCCAGAUAUGUCAGUUUCUUCAGCCCUUAGCGAAAAAUUCGAAAUAAAAAAAAAAAUAAAAUUAUAGAAAUACAUGCAUAUCAUUGGUACCAACAAGUUUCAGGCCAAGGAAAUGG
Messenger RNA from Tarenaya hassleriana, 3807 nucleotides. RefSeq lists its product as uncharacterized. Gene Ontology annotation, cellular component: membrane. Lineage: Eukaryota; Viridiplantae; Streptophyta; Magnoliopsida; Brassicales; Cleomaceae. The coding region runs from base 122 to 3721 and encodes 1199 amino acids. The record is from RefSeq and is a predicted model, not a curated record. The transcript is spliced from 3 exons.